UCAUGAAUAAAUAAACAAAAUAUAUAUUAAAAUAAAAUCUUAAAAAAAGAAAUAAUAAUCUUGACUUCAGAGAUGUAACCCCAAAUAAGGAAUCUGCUGAGGAUUUAACCUAACAUUUAUCACCUUGGUCUGUUGGGGAAAUUUUUUUUAACUGUGAAGUCGGGAUUCAAGGCCUCCCUCUGCUUCUCAUUCAGGAGUCACAAGUGACAAGGUUUGUCCGGGGUCAGGCACCUGCACACACCACCGACGCUAAUCGCACACGCCUUUCGCCAUGGCCUGUCCCUGACGCGUGCCUUCCUGGGCCCUAGGAGGCCGCGGGUAGAUCACCACUCUGCCCCUCUGGCUUGGGCCCCUGAAGGCCGCCUCCCCCGCUUUGUGCUGGAGCAGGUGCAGCUGCCACAUAGAAGUGGCUCCUGUAAGUGACCCCAGACCAGCCCCAUGGGCCACCCUCUCCCAGGGACACCAUCCUCACUCCAGAUUCCCACAAGACUCAGUCUGCUCGGCCCAACGGCGGCGUGAGGGUUAACGAGGUGCCUGGCCCCGUGUAAGGGCUCCCAGGCAAUACUGGCACCACCAGUGAUGGGGGUGGCGAUUUGGCCCCCCCUCCUCUCUGGGCUCCCGGCCCCCCCACCCCCUCACCACACACCCACACUCACACCCACACCCACCACCCCAGACCCACUUCUCCUUUGCAGCUGCCCUGACGCCUACACCUUCCUGCCCUGGAGUUGUUGGGCCGUGGGCAGAGGACAGAGAGGCAGUGGGCCAGGGCUCCUGGAUGCCGGCCCACCCAGGGGGCUGCUGGAGUCCCUCGAGCCAGAAACCCGGGGCCAGCCUUGCUCCCCUUGCACCACAGCAUCACUCUUUGCUCCUAAACAGCUUCUAGAUGGUUCCCCUGCUCUGGACCGUGGAGUCCUGUCUCCAACUCCACAGCAGCCAGAGACAGGGUCGCUUCUGCAGCACAGCUCAGAGCAUCUCUCCCUGCGCUCUGGUAGGGGCUCCCCAGGGCCCAGGAGCCUGACGCGGAGGCCCAGAGCAUCCCUGCCUCCCCUCCUCUGCAGCAUCCCCUUGCCUGUCUCCAGACUCAGCUUCCCCCUCUUCCCCCUCUUUGCCUUUGCCCUCGCCAGCGCCAGCUUCUCUGCUGGAAGCGUUCUCUCCCCCCUCGAAGCUGCUGAAUCUGCUCCUGCCCCAUCCAGGCAGCCCCUGCCUCUGUGCUCCCCAGCCCUGAGCUGGGAUGGCCGACCCCAUCCCCGCCGAAGCUCUCUGCCAGCCCCUGCAGACGGCAAGGGAGGCAGGAGGGGCCUGUGUGUGUGUCUGAGGCUCAAUCUGAGAGACACGGGUGACAGGCCAAACACCAGAGAGUAGAGACAGAAGGGACCCCAGUGAGACUCAGAGGUAGGCAGGCCAGGACACACACAGCCCUGGGACCCAUGGGUCUUGGUCUGUCUGUUCAUCUAUUGAUCGGAGUCUCUCCCUCCUGCCUCGGAUCUGGGAACUGAGCUGUCUGUCCUCGGGCCCUCGGCCACCGUCUCCCUCCCCCCGCUGUGUCCUCUACUCCAGCCAGAGCUUCCCCACUGUCACCCAAGUCUGACUAUGGUGCCGUCUGCUGAAAGCUCUGCGUGGUUCCCUGGCUCCUUAACCCUCAGCCACGAGUCCAGCCCAGCCCCCGGGCCCAGCAGUCUCUGGGCCCCAUCUCUGUCCUCUUCCGUCAGUCAUGCUCCCCUAGAUCUCGCUGGGCAGACACCUUCCCACCAUCCCGUCCUUUCCGAAGCCUUCCAGCCCCCUCCAUGACUGCUGCCGUGAGGCGCUGUCUCCCCAGCACCCUGGGCACUCGGGAAGCCUUGUGAACCGAACCUGCUCUGCCUGGGAAGGGCUGGAAGGAGCCCCAGAGGGGGACCAGGUGGGGUGAGGAGGACACGGCUGGUGGGGGUUGUCUGGGGCUGUGGGCUGGCCUUGGGGAGCAGGACAGAGGAGGCCACCCAGAGGUCCUGACUGCAGGGGCCCAACCUCUACUGCCCAGGAGCGCGGGGUCUGCGCCCCAGCACAGGGCCAGCCCAGCAGUCGUCUGGAGGUGAUGGUUGAGUGGUUGAAUGGAGGAACCACAGGUAGAAAGAGAAGGUGUGGGGUGCGGGGCCUUGCGAGUGGUCCCACCCCAGCAGGCAGGAGGGUGGGGCGGGGCCCAGUGGGUGGCGGCCCCUCCCGGUUUCCUCCUCUGGGAGCCGAAGCCAGGCUCAGUCCCCCGCGAGCGAGCGCUGGGCACGGCAGCAUGGGCAGCGACAGGAGAGGCGCGCGGGGCCCGCGGGGCAGGGGCGCGCGGGGCAGGGACGGGCCGGUCCCCACGCGCUGCGUCCAGGCCGAGUGCUUUGACCCUCUGGUCCGAAACUGCGUGGCCUGCAAGCUGCUCCGGACGCCAGAACCCAGACCGGCAGCCGGGCCCAGCAGCCUGGCGCCCGGGACGGCGCUGCAGCCGCAGGAGUCGGUGGGCCCGGGGGCCGCCGCGGAGGCCGAGGCCGCGCUGCCGCUGCCCGCGCUGCUCUUCGGCGCCCCCGCGCUGCUGGGCCUGGCGCUGGCCCUCGUGCUGCUGGGGCUGCUGGGCUGGAGGUGGCGGCGGCGGCUGCGCGCGGCGGCUCCCCCGGGGGCCCCGGACCCGCGCCCGCGCCCGCACCCGCGCGAGACCCUGGACAAUGUCAUCAUCGUCCCCCCGGGGCCCCUUGAUGCGACAGCUCCCGUGUGGCCUCCGGCCGGAGAAGACCCAGCCAACACCCCGCCUGCCCACAGCGUCCCUGUGCCAGCCACAGAGCUGGGCUCCACCGAGCUGGUGACCACCAAGACAGCCGGGCCUGAGCAACAGUAGCGCCGGAGGGGCCAGGAGGUGGCCCCUGUCCUCCCUGUGGGCUGUCAGCCAGCGGCCUGGAGGGUGGACUCAGGUCUUCAUCACAGGGGCCACCUGCCCCUCUUCUGGGAACCAGGCUGCUCCUCAGCUAACCCUGCAGAACCACAGACUACAGGCCGGCCACAGGGCUCGGCGGCACAGAGCCUUUGGCUUCAAACCAGACCAUCUCUGGCAGCCCUGGAAGGUUGUGGCUGAGCUCCUGUGCUUUUGAGUGGUGGGGGCGCGUCGCGAAGGAGGUUUCUCUUUCAGUGCCAGAAAGCCACCGUAAACCAGAAUGAAUCUAGGAAGAGGAUCAAGUGGGAGGAUGCUUAAUUUAUAGCUGGGUGUUGUAUUUCUUUAAUACUUGCUCUCAGAGUUGUCCCGCUUUUAACUGAGGCGAAUGACAACCACAAGUAACCAACUGACUGGUUUGCUUCAGGAUCUAAUACAAGAUGAUUUGAUUUUAACAAGUA
This is a messenger RNA of Canis lupus familiaris (dog), 3345 nucleotides long. It is a transcript of the gene TNFRSF13C, whose product is annotated as TNF receptor superfamily member 13C. Gene Ontology annotation, biological process: T cell costimulation; positive regulation of T cell proliferation; tumor necrosis factor-mediated signaling pathway. The transcript has 3 exons. Gene Ontology annotation, cellular component: external side of plasma membrane. Gene Ontology annotation, molecular function: signaling receptor activity. The record is from RefSeq and is a predicted model, not a curated record. Lineage: Eukaryota; Metazoa; Chordata; Mammalia; Carnivora; Canidae. Bases 2075 to 2854 code for a protein of 259 amino acids.